Molecule: messenger RNA, 5764 nt
Organism: Drosophila biarmipes
Lineage: Eukaryota; Metazoa; Arthropoda; Insecta; Diptera; Drosophilidae
Gene: sog
Product: dorsal-ventral patterning protein Sog
Exons: 7
Coding region: 1060-4167 (1035 amino acids)
Biological process (GO): multicellular organism development
Molecular function (GO): protein binding
Source: RefSeq, a predicted model, not a curated record
GACGCCCGCACGAACGCCGCCAGAGAAACGCGCGCGCGCUUUGGCAGCAGAAGCCCGAACACGAAACCGAAACGCGUCCGAAACCGCUCGCGAACCGCCCCCGAACCGCACUCGAAUCGCCGCCGAAACGCCUGUAAUCUGUGUCCUGUUUUCCCUCGCCCAAAGUUCGAUGACCAAAGGAAUCGUUAUCGAUUGGCAGCAGGAGUAAUUUCGAACAGUGCGCGCGCGUUCAGCGACGCCUAAGAAUCGCUUAGGAAUCCCAUACGAAACGAACCUUUUGUGAACUUUCCCCUUUCCCCACUGCCCCCCUUUUUUUGCUGUGUAACGUACGUAUCUAAGCAUAUGCAUGUUUCGUUCGCCACCGCACAACACGGAGAGCCAACAGCCGCGAGCCGAGAGAGCCACGUACCCAGAGAGCCACAGCCACAGCCACAGCCACUCCGAUCCGAUCAGACACGAUCCCAAAGCAGGCGAUAUACACGGCGGCUCGCACCGCCCAGCUAUCUAGUAGAUAAAAAGUCGCCGAGCCGAGAACGCAGCGCGCAGACCGCAGAACGCCGCCCCGAACCGCAACACUCGCGCUGUCGUAAUCCCCAUCCGAGAUCGAGGCUGCCUCUUUGCCCAGAGCAACUGCACCCAGACCCGCCGAACUACACCUUGCACCCUCACGCCCCACGGAAAGAGCUGGGGAAGUCUCGAACAAGCCUCGAAGCCGAGAACGAAGAACGCAAAUUUAUGCAGCCGCCGAGUGAAAACAAAACAGCGAAUCAAACGAGCAGGAACGGCGAAUAGAAUAAAUCCAAUAAAUCGGCGCGCGAAACUCGCGUGUGUUAUCUAAUCUGCAAGAGAAGUACAAGAAUCGGUAUCGCCGCGACACCCCAUCUGUAUCUAAUAUAUAUCUACGCCCAUCGCGUGUGUGUGCCCGUGUGUGCGUUGCGACCUUUGUUUUUCUAUACAUUUUUGUUCUUGUUGUUGCCGACCAUACAGUGCGAAAAAACGUGCCCCACAAGCCGGCCAUUUAGCAAAGAGUACACGCUGCUGCGAAAAGCGCCCAGAGCCAUGGCCCCCAAGCAGCGGAAGCCGAGCGGCGGCAGCGAGUGGGCCACGGCCACCGGCACAGUGCCGCUCCUGGAGCGGAGCUGCAGCUGCAGCCAGGAGGCGCAAGCGGAGCCCCCGCUCCACAGAGCCCGCCCCGCCCGCGAACAGCCCCUGCUCCGCCACCUGCGCCACCUGCUCUUCGCCAGCCUGCUGCUCGUGUGCCUGGUGGGCGGGACGGAGGGCCGCCGGCAUGCGCCGCUCAUGUUCGAGGAGUCCGACACGGGCAGGCGGUCCAACAGACCAGCGGUCACCGAGUGCCAGUUCGGCAAGGUUCUGCGCGAACUGGGCUCCACCUGGUACGCGGACUUGGGUCCGCCCUUCGGCGUGAUGUACUGCAUCAAGUGUGAAUGCGUGGCGAUACCCAAGAAGCGCCGCAUCGUUGCACGCGUCCAGUGUCGCAACAUUAAGAACGAGUGUCCGCCGGCCAAAUGCGAUGAUCCCAUCUCGCUGCCCGGAAAAUGCUGCAAGACCUGUCCCGGCGAUAGGAACGAUACGGAUGUGGCCUUGGAUGUGCCAGUGCCCAGCGAAGAGGAAGAGCGCAACAUGAAACAUUACGCUGCGUUGCUCACGGGCCGCACUUCCUACUUCCUCAAGGGCGAGGAGAUGAAGUCCAUGUACACCACCUACAAUCCGCAGAACGUGGUGGCCACCGCCCGCUUCCUGUUCCACAAGAAGAACCUCUACUACUCGUUCUACACCUCCGCGCGCAUCGGCCGUCCGCGUGCCAUCCAGUUCGUGGACGAUGCCGGCGUCAUCCUGGAGGAGCACCAGCUGGAGACCACCCUGGCGGGCACCCUGAGUGUCUACCAGAAUGCCACCGGCAAGAUCUGCGGCGUGUGGCGUCGCGUGCCGCGGGACUACAAGCGCAUCCUGCGCGACGAUCGCCUCCAUGUGGUGCUCCUGUGGGGCAACAAGCAGCAGGCCGAGUUGGCUCUGGCCGGCAAGGUGGCCAAGUACACGGCUCUGCAGACGGAGCUGUUCAGCUCCCUGCUGGAGGCCGCUCCUCAGACCCUGCCCGACGGCAAGACGGAUCCCCAGCUGGCCGGAGCCGGCGGCACGGCCAUUGUGUCCACCAGCAGCGGCGCCGCCUCCUCCAUGCAUCUCACCCUGGUCUUCAAUGGCGUCUUCGGCGCCGAGGAGUUCGCCGAUGCCGCACUGAGUGUCAAGAUCGAGCUGCCCGAACGCAAGGAGGUGAUCUUCGAUGAGGUUCCCCGCGUGCGAAAGCCUUCCGCCGAGAUCAACGUCCUGGAGCUGUCCUCGCCCAUCUCCAUCCAGAAUCUGCGCCUCAUGUCGCGCGGCAAGCUGCUGCUCACCGUGGAGUCCAAGAAGCAUCCCCAUCUGCGCAUCCAGGGACACAUUGUGACCCGGGCCAGCUGCGAGAUCUUCCAGACCCUGCUGGCGCCGCACAGCGCCGAGUCCUCGACCAAGAGCAGUGGCCUGGCCUGGGUCUACCUGAACACCGACGGCUCGCUGGCCUACAACAUCGAGACGGAGCACGUGAACACCCGCGACAGGCCCAACAUCAGCCUGAUCGAGGAGCAGGGCAAGCGCAAGGCCAAGCUGGAGGACCUGACGCCGAGCUUCAACUUCAACCAGGCCAUCGGCAGUGUGGAGAAGCUGGGCCCCAAGGUCCUCGAGUCGCUGUACGCCGGCGAGCUGGGCGUGAAUGUGGCCACGGAGCACGAGGCCAGCCUGAUCCGAGGACGACUGGUGCCCCGCCCGGUGGCCGAUGCCCGCGACUCGGCGGAACCCAUUCUGCUGAAGCGCGUGCAGGACCAGAACCCCCAUGCCGUGGGCAUGGCCUGGAUGUCCAUUGACAACGAGUGCAAUCUGCACUACGAGGUGACCCUCAACGGUGUGCCCGCCCAGGAUCUGCAGCUGUACCUGGAGGAGAAGCCCAUCGAGGCCAUUGGAGCACCGGUGACCAGGAAGCUGCUGGAGGAGUUCAACGGCUCGUACCUGGAGGGCUUCUUCCUGAGCAUGCCCUCGGCCGAGCUGAUCAAGCUGGAGAUGAGUGUCUGCUACCUGGAGGUGCACUCCAAGCACUCCAAGCAGCUCCUGCUGCGGGGCAAGCUCAAGAGCACCAAGGUGCCGGGCCACUGCUUCCCCGUCUACACGGAUAACAAUGUGCCGGUGCCCGGGGAUCACAACGACAACCACCUGGUGAAUGGCGAGACCAAGUGCUUCCACUCCGGACGCUUCUACAACGAGUCGGAGCAGUGGCGCAGUGCCCAGGACUCCUGCCAGAUGUGCGCCUGCCUCCGGGGCCAGUCCAGCUGCGAGGUGAUCAAGUGCCCGGCCCUGAGGUGCAAGGCGGGAGCGGAGCAGCUCCUGCAGCGCGAGGGCGAGUGCUGUCCCAGCUGUGUGCCCCUCCAGUCGCAGGCGGCCACCCAAUCCUCGCCAGCCACCAAUGCCACCGACUUGCUGCAGCAGCGACGCGGCUGCCGCCUGGGCGAGCAGUUCCACCCGGCCGGAGCCAGCUGGCAUCCAUUCCUGCCGCCCAACGGCUUCGACACCUGCACCACCUGCAGCUGCGACCCCCUGACCCUCGAGAUCCGCUGCCCCCGCCUGGUGUGCCCGCCGCUGCAGUGCAGCGAGAAGCUGGCCUACCGCCCGGACAAGAAGGCCUGCUGCAAGAUCUGCCCGGAGGGCAAGCAGAGCAGCUCCAACGGGCACAAGGCCGUGCCCAACAACCCCAAUGUGCUGCAGGACCAGGCCAUGCAGCGCUCGCCCAGCCACAGUGCCGAGGAUGUGCUGGCCAACGGCGGCUGCAAGGUGGUCAACAAGGUGUACGAGAACGGCCAGGAGUGGCACCCCAUCCUCAUGUCCCACGGCGAGCAGAAGUGCAUCAAGUGCCGCUGCAAGGACUCCAAGGUGAACUGCGACCGCAAGCGCUGCUCCCGCUCCACGUGCCAGCAGCAGACGCGGGUGACCAGCAAGCGGCGGCUCUUCGAGAAGCCGGACGCAGUGGCUCCGGCCAUCGACGAGUGCUGCUCCACCCAGUGCCGCCGCUCGAGGCGCCACCACAAGCGGCAGCCGCACCACCAGCAGCAGCGCUCCUCCAGUUGAGCGGCUCCCACCAGGAGGAGGAGGAGGAGGAGGAGGACGAUUGCCGGGGGAUCCCAGUCCCAGUUCCGAUUCCGAUCCCGGUCCAGAUUCAGACACAGAUUCAGAUUCAGCGCCACGGUGGACAGUCGGGCCACCCACUCAGUGCGAAGUGCACACCCCCACCACUCACACUCACACACUCACACACCCACACUAACACACACAUCACCCACACCAACGAGCAUACACACACACUUGUGCAAGGACUUGCAUGAGCCAUUGUUGUUCUGUGGCAGCAAUGAAAACUUGUAUUAUAUAUAUGAAAACGGAAAACAAAGUAGCGGGAGGAGAGAAUUCUCUAAAAAUAGAGAAAAGGAGGAGGAGGGAGAGAGAGAGAGGGAUAGAGAGUUAGAGAUGAGGUCCUCGGAAGAGGUCUUGAAAACCAGUGCAGUUUGCUUUAAAUUCUCCAGCGCAGAAUUUUCUAUAGAAAGCAUUUUCUGAAUUUCUUUUCACCCCCACCCAAAAAACAUUAAAAUUAAAUUUUAAUUUAUUAAAAAAAGCACAAAAAUCACAUUAGAAAAUCACUACCAAAAACAGAAAGAAUUCGAAAUUGAAACUGUACUGAGUUUUGAAAACACACAUUUGACUUAUUGAUAUACUUAAUCCUCUCAAUUCAUUUAAAUCCAAAUUUAAAUUGAAACUUGAAAGCGAGCCGACGGCGCAGCAGCUGUCGCGGGAAUAUUAACCUAAAUCCAAUUACUCUGAUUAUACAUAUAUACAAUAUUUUUUAUAUAUACAUAUAUAUAUAUUUAUAUACAUAUAUAUAUCUAUAUGGUUUACGAGAAACAAAACACAGUGGGAAACGCAUUUGGCGCACUACGUGGUUAUCGACAUUUGUAUCGAUAGAUCUAUCUGAGCAACCCAAGAGUUUCAACUGAUUGACUGAAUGGCAAAAAUAAAAUUAGCUUUAAACAUGUUUUUCGCGAGCAAGCAAAUGAAGGAAGUUGAAAACGCAGCUUUUCAAUGUGAAAUUAUUUUGUACUAAUUGUUACUCACACCGACACACUCACACACACACUCACACACACACACCCACACACAUUUGAAAAAUCACACACACAUUGAAAUGUAGGAGUAUACUUUUAAAUUAAAAUACAUUUUAUGGAAAACUUUCAAUAAUUAUGUACAAAAUUGUUAAAAAAAAAAAGAGAAAACUGUUUCAAAAAUGCCAUGUACACAUAUUUAUACACAAACACACGCAUACACGCAUAAAAGAACAAAUCGAAAAAUGAAACAAAAAGAAAACUACCGCAUACACAGACAGAAAUUGUAUUAAUUUUUUAUUCUAUUAAAUUAUUCUUAUUAUUAUUUUAUGUUUAUUAUUAUUAGAACGAUUUUUUUUGUAGCUUGUACAAACAUACAUAUAUAUUAUAUAUUAAACGAUUGAUUAAUUCUAAAUAAUUGAUCAGUGGCAAGCGAACAUAUUUAAAUCGACGAUGAGCUAAACAAACUUGUACUAAUAACUUAAAUUUAGUGUUUAUGAAUUAAACAAAAAUUGAAAAUCAAAAACAACAGCAAAACACACACAAGAGAAUAAACAAAAACUACAAAAUCAAAA